Molecule: messenger RNA, 6283 nt
Organism: [Torrubiella] hemipterigena
Lineage: Eukaryota; Fungi; Ascomycota; Sordariomycetes; Hypocreales; Clavicipitaceae
Source: the annotation of a GenBank genome assembly
CCUGGAUAUUAUUUCAACGAGCUGCAUCUUCACGACGAAAUGAUUAAUUGUUAGAAAAUUCUUAUCUUAGUCUAAACACUUGGUUCUACGUUAUUUGCUUCAUAAUAUCGCAAAAUGAAGCAGAAAAGAAAUCCAUAACCAGCUACGCCUCCAACAGAAUCUCUCUACGUCAUAGGGAAACACUAGUCGGAUCAUUACUAGAUGUUUAACAUUGCAUACAGCAACGUAUGUCGGGUUCAAUGAGCAAGGAGACCUCGUUUGCUGAGGCUAGCCACGAUACUCCGUGCACUCCUAGCCCAGAUCGAAGUGCCCAUGCUUCACCGAAAUCGUCAAGAUUUGCACCACGACCAAAAUGGACCGAUCUCAUAGCUGAUGAAGGAGUUAACGGCUUUCAACGACCCAAAAUGGGUAGCCGUCAAAGCUCUGUAGUCAGCCUGUCACAGCUUAGCCAGCUUCUGCAAGACAUUGAGUCCAAAGAUGCCGACAACUACGGCGUAACGGAGGUUCGCGAUGGCUUUUUCGAUGCCUCUUUUCUAAAGCCUUCGAAGCGUGAUGCGGAAAUGGAGCUACUUUACAGCACUCUUCCAGCUGAAUUCGACAAAUCAUCACCAUUUGAAAUUAAAAACUUUAUACCACGGCAAUGGGAAGAGCUGAAAACUAUAACCAAACGUGUUACUACUACGCGCGUUGGCCUUCAGCUACUAAAGGCAUUUAUGGCAAUAUUUUCUGGGUACAUAAUAUGUCUGGUACCCGUUAUUCACAAAUGGCUUGGCCCAUACCAUUAUAUUUUGGUACUUUCAGUCAUAUUCAACCAUCCCGCAAGAUCACUUGGAUCUCAGCUUGACGGAGUCAUCUUGACCAGCGUUGGUACAGCCGUUGGUUUUGGCUGGGGUGUCGUUGGUCUCAUUCUGUCAACAUCGACGCUCGCCGCCAAGGCUGGAUAUGGUGGAGUUUUGGCUGUCUUUCUAGUACUCCUUAUCGCAGGAACAGCAUGGAUCAGAGCAUGCUUCAUUCGCUUCUAUCAGGCGGUCCUAUGCGCUGGCAUUGCAAUCAUAUACACUACUGUGGCAGACACCAAUAGCCAGGAUGUUCAGUGGUUUAAAUUGCUACAAUUCUUUAUUCCUUGGGCAUUGGGGCAAGUUUUGGCUCUUGCUAUUAACAUCGCAAUCUUUCCCGACACAGGGGCAUGGGCAGUCUCCAAGUCCAUAAAUAGCGCUUUGAACACCAUGAGUGCAGCUUUGGAAAUAACUGGUGAGCGAGACGUCCGGCAGCGUCGCCAACUUGUCCAGUGUUUCGUCGAUCUGUCACAAAUGGUACGAGACAUGGUUAUGGACAUGUCAAUAUCGAAAUAUCAUCCCGAUGAUGUGCGGGAGCUUAGAAAUUUGAUGCAAGGCGUCAUUCGCGCAAUCCUUGCCAUCGAACCGGCUGCGCAUCUAAUACAUGACGAUGACAAUGACAGUCCAGACGAUGCCUCAUCGUCGACACCAAGUACUAAUGCAGACGAAGAUAUAUCUAUCCAUCACACUGAAGGUGAUCCUACACAGUCGAUUCUGGAUGAAUUAGAAUCUCCGAUCAAGGGGGUAAUAUUCGCAAUGAAAGAUAGCCUGGAUCGAUGCAACGCAGCUCUGAUGGAUCAAUCGGGCUUCCGAAAUCGCCUUGGGCCAGCCAAAGGCAUAUCAUCUGACUUGGCCGUCGUACAGAUACAAUUGGACAAGGCUCUCGCUACUUUUGAUGCCAUUGAAUCAACACUACUUGACUGUUCAAUACAUUCCAGUCCGCACCUUGGCAACUCUGCCGCUGUCGAAGCGUUCGUUUUUUCGAGACAUGUGCGCGAAUCCGCAGUCACAAUCCAGAAGUUGAUACUUCAUGUCCAAACUAUGCAGGAAAAGUCAUCUUGGCCACGUAUAUAUUUACCCUCAUAUCCCCUUUCCAAGGCAAUUUAUCGGACAAAUGCCCAGAUUCGCCAUGAUCGAGGUGGUGCUGCCGCAGGAUCUUAUCAGGGGACCUUCAGCGAAAUCGAACAAGUCUUGGAGACACUAAAAGGCAGCGACUUUACUCCGGGUGCAGCACCUGAAGUUAGACCACAAUCAUCUCAGUCAAAAGCCACGAUACCCAACACCAAGAAACCCAAGGGCGCUACCCCAGCAGCCAAAAAUACAAGUGUUCGUUACAGCAUAUGGAAAACAUUACAUCGCCUUCAGGGAUUUGAAAGCAAAUAUGCCUUCAAAGCUUGUUUGGUUCUGACGCUACUUUCAAUCCCAUCCUAUCUAGACGAAUGUAAAGAGUGGUGGGACAGUUAUCAAGUGUGGUGGGCUGUUGCCAUGAGCUGGAUUGUAAUGCACCCACGAGUUGGCGGUAACAUCCAAGACCUCUUCAACCGCUCCCUGUUUGCAAUUUUAGGGGCUGUAUGGGCUGGUGCUGCAUAUGCUGCCGGGGACGGCAAUCCCUACAUCAUGGCUGUGUUUGCGGCACUGUACCUCUUCCCCAUGUCCUAUCGGUUCACUCAGAGCACGCACCCUAGGUCCGGCCUAGUUGGAUGCAUAACGUUCGUCGUCAUUUCUUUAACAUUGGACAAUGGUGGGAUAACGCCACCUGCAUUGUUAGCCGUUCAUAGAGGCGUCGUCUUCUUUGUUGGCACAGCAGCUCCCAUCCUGGUCAAUUGGCUUCUAUGGCCAUUUAUUGCUAGACACGAGCUGCGAUUUGCCCUAUCCUCAAUACUCUUUUAUGUCAGCGUUGUAUACAGAUCGGUUCUAUCGACCUAUAUUUACUAUGAAGACGGCUGUCCUCCGACCGAAGACGACGUUCAACAGUCCGAACUACUCGAGGGGCGUCUACGGGAAGGAUUCGUCAGGAUAAGACAGCUCCUUGUCCUCACGAGACACGAAGCAAGGCUUCGAGCGCCUUUCGAUCCUGUAGCAUACUCCGCACUUGCCGAGUCGUGCGAACAGCUCUUUGAGCAUCUUAUUGCGGUCCGCCAAUCGGCUCUUUUUCACAACGCUGGGCAUCUUCAAGACAGCGGUACCGGAGCGGAUGACCAGCUGCUUAGUUACAAACGAGAUGCUGUAGCUGCCAUCUUGGCUAAUCUAUACAUAUUUGCCGGGGCUUUGCGAUCUCAUCGCAAGGUUCCCAGAUACAUACCGAGUGCUGCAGCUGCUAGAAAGCGAUUGCUUCUGGAAACACAACGGCUGGAAGAACAAAUGGCACAAGGCACUGCUGUUGGUAAUCUAGGCUCACACAAGAAAUGGAGCGAGAUAUAUCGGUAUUCAUAUGACCAGAGCUUAACUGGUUGCGUUGUUCAGCUGGAGAAGAUUGAAAAAUAUACCAAGCUCAUUGUAGGAGAGCAAGGUUUUGACGACCAUUUUACGAAUCAUGAAAACUGAUGUUCUACAUGGAACAUCAUCUGGUAUUAAGCAUAUACGCGCUAUUUAGAAUACAUUUCAAAUCAUAUACCAUAUGCUCCAUAAACUCCUAACAAAAAGGACGCAUGUUUCCCUUUCCAAAAGACUGGCUAAUACGCCCCAUUGGUCAUCUCAUUCAAAAUAUCUCGUGUUAUUGGCUUUCCCUUCAGCAACACUUUCUCUCCGACUCGUGCUGAUCUCGGCGUUGGUCGCAUGUUUUCUUUUCCCUUUGAGGGGCUUGAUUGCAAAGUCGAAUGUUUCGGCUGCUUCGGCGUUCGGGUUAUUGGUGUAGGAGCGGUUGCUGUAAAUUGCGUCGCCAGAAGAUCCUCAAAAUUGUGGUUAUCCAGUGCACAGGCUGGAAGAUCAUAUAUCCAGUUCUUCUCUUCCAUAAGCGAAAUGAAUUUGCUGAGCAUGUUGCCUUCGCCGCUGCCCUUAAGCGUGCUCACACUGCCAACGACAAGUAGCUUUGUCUUGGCUCGUGUGAACGCUACGUUGAUUCUGCGCCAAUCCUUGAGCAGAUCGCCAAUGUUGCAAGCUUCAUUGCUGCGGACCAAGCUGAGCAGAAUUACUUCCUUGUCUCGUCCUUGGAAACGGUCCGUAGUGUGCAUUUCAAUCCCGGGAUAGGACUUGAGCUUGUCUUUGAACAGGGACAGUUGUGCUCUAUAAUGGGUCAUAACGCCUACUUCUUCAGCAGGUACACCAACUGUAAGGAAUGAAUCCACAAGCUGAGAUACAAUGCUAAUUUCAGCUGAAUUGACAAUUCGCUUUCCGUGAGCUUCUUCUCGUAUCGCUGGUACUAGAGUGUCGGUAUUGACGAAGCGAACUCUAGCAUCACUGUCAACGAGGUCAUAUAACCAGCAUUGUGAUGGGGAUGCCACUGGACAGAUCGAUCGCGGCGUAGCUUGCUUUGAAAGGGUAAGACCGUUAUAAUGUCGGUGUGAUAACGCCGCCAUGUUCGGUGUAGAGAGUUUCCUAGUCUUCAGCUCUUCAGUACCGCAGCGUAAUUGACCAUUAUAAAUCAAGGUAUUGCUGAGGGUCAUAAUAUCCUCGCACAUACGAUACUGGUGAGCGAGAUUUACAACAGACUCAGGGUGAGCAUCUGAAAGUAAUUUGAACAGGCUCACAUCUAAACCACCAGUACGGGCUUGCUCGUUUUUGACAACGGGGGGAAGUUGGUUGUGAUCCCCAACUAGGACGAAAGUCCUAGCCAUCCUGAUUGGACCUGCGCAGAUUGGCAAGGAAAUCUGCGAAGCUUCAUCCACGAUACAGUAGUCAAACGAGCGCUCCUGGAAAACAGUAUGGUUAAUGCCCAGGCAGGUAGUUGCAACCACUGGGGUACCGUGCCAGGCAUCCUUGAUUUCCUCGAAAUUCGACAUUGGAUGACCAGCCAAUAUAGCAAAGUCUUGUACACCUGGAUGAACCUUGGCUGGCGCUCCUAGCCUUAGUAUCUUCAUCUUGUCAGACUUGUGUUUAAGAAGAAUAUUAUCAACAGCAGUGUGUGUAUGUGACGUUAGAAGGACACUUUUGCCCUGCGAUGUCAACGCCCGGAUAAUGUGUGCAAUUGUCGUAGUCUUGCCGGUUCCUGGCAUGCCCAAAACCAAAGCGUAAUCUUGAGCGCUCAUGACUUUGUCAAUGGCAGCUUGUUGAUCAACAUUAAGGCUCUCUUUACCAGAGAUGCUGUAUUGGGUAGCGACAGUUUUGAACCUCGGCUUCUUUAAAUCAACAAUGAGCUCUCUGAUUUUCCGUGCUGCCGGGACAUCAUUUGCCAUCAUUUGCACAAGAUUAUUUCGGACCGUCGCCAUGCCGUUACUGAACUCGUCUUGGUCAAGGCGAUAACGGAUGGGGGCCUCUUUAAUACGGCCUUGUGAUUGUUCAGGAGUUGCACCUUCGGGAGCCACCUCCAUGAUACCCGCAAAUACCUGAUUGUCAACCUCAUCGAAACCAGGCUGUCGAAUACGGGCGUUGUGCAAUCGACGAUCAACGGCAACGCUGAUCCUUUUGCGUUGUACUGCGGUGACAUAUCCAAUAGCGAGCGCAUAAUGGCCCUCCUCAUCGGAUACCACGACAGGUUCACCGACGCUCAGUUCUGAUUCUAGGAAAGAAAAGCCGGCCUGGGGAAGACGCUUAACAAACGAAUAAUUAAAGCGGUUAAUGCGCGGAGUAUCAUUGUCAACAGACGAUGAUCCUUCUUCAAUGAUGACAUCCGCAAAGCAUCUCGACUUCUUCUCUCGUUGAACGCUCGUCAUAGUCCAUAGUUCUCUCUUGGUCUUUUGGCUUUCCUUUUCUUCCAGUGUGAGUAGGUUUUCCCACUUAACAAAGAACUCUUGGUGUAGCGGUGUGAGGUGUUUUACAACCUCGUCGAACUUCUCACCCAUGCCACUAGUUUCUCCGUCUCCGUUAUCAGCGAGCUUGUGAUAGAUAAAGCAAGACGUUUUGGCAUAGCAUCUCCCACACAUGUGUUUGCUUUGGAGCAUCGGUGGAAGCUGCACACUUCGCUCUCGCACAUAGCAGGCUAGUUGAUUUCUUUGCAGUAUCAUCUGGCGUAAUUCGUGACGAAUGGCCGGUACGCGCAUGGUUUUUGAAGUUUCCAUAUAGUAUAGAACACCAUAUGUAAUGUCGAUGUCAUACCUGUCCGAGAGUAGAAGCGUGUAUAGUGCUGUCUGUGCAACGUGGCUAGUAUUCGCAUUUUUUCCGGUUUUUACCUCAAACGGUACCGUUAAAGUGCGUGUCUGUUUUCCGUCGAACAUAGCGACUUCCACAGUGGCAUCGAUGUUUCCCUUGAGCCCAUACAUAGGUGACCAUACAUGCUCUUCGACAUCGAGCAACUUUGUCACCGCCAUGUUCGCCUUCUCUCCAUGACGACCCUCAACAAUAGCAUCCGGCUA